Molecule: messenger RNA, 1434 nt
Organism: Caenorhabditis elegans
Lineage: Eukaryota; Metazoa; Nematoda; Chromadorea; Rhabditida; Rhabditidae
Gene: M18.6
Product: CULT domain-containing protein
Exons: 4
Coding region: 183-1319 (378 amino acids)
Molecular function (GO): zinc ion binding
Source: RefSeq, marked reviewed
UUUGUCAAAAAAAAACAAUCCUGUUUUUAUCCUAUUUAAUUUUGUUUUUAAAAUGAGCGAAGAAGAAAUGGAACUUAUUCAAGACGAAGAUGAAUCAGAAUCAGAAGAUUUUUAUGACGCAGAAGAUGCGGAGCCACAAGCCAUGGAAGGACUGAAUGUUGACGUGACUCACAGAUUCGAUUAUGCUCUUCAAGACAAUGAAAAUAGAGAAAAUUAUGAAAAUGAAGCCAGACUCACAGAUUAUGGAACAAAUUGGUUUCCGAUUUGUGGAGUCAGUGCUGUUUGUUUUCCUGUUUACAGGGCAACAACUCCCGAUGAAAUUCCACGAUGAUGAACGAGAAAUCUAUGAAAGACUUGUAUCGAGUGCUCGAGCUAAUGGAUUUGUUGUACUGUUUCCAUUGGAUAUUCCAGAAUGCACAUCACUCCCAUAUAUUGCUACACUUUCUAGAGUUGUUCAAGCAAAUUCUAACGCUCUGAGUAUGGAGUUGAUGGGCGUCUACAGAUGUAAAGUUUUGAAGUAUAAUUUAGGGCGUGGUGAAGCAGAAGUACAAUUGCUACCAGACGUCGAACUUCCAUCGUUACUUCCAUCAUUUAUUCCGAAAUAUGCAAUACAUUUACCUGCUCACGAAAAACGUUCAAUUGCAACCCGAAUCAAUGGAUAUCCAUUCAAUGCUAUUCGAGAUGUUACAGAAAGUGCUGUGAAUGAAUGCGUGGGACUACUUUCAGGAAUGCUUGGAGAUGACACUGUGAGACAAGCUAAAGAUCGUGGCCUCACAUACUUCAGCUAUUUUGCUGCAAAGCAUAUUUUCUCUAAUCGGCUAACUGAGUACAGUCUCUUGAAAGAAGAUUCAGCGAACGGUCGUAUAGUUGCUGCUCUGAAGUAUUUCAAAGUAUUUGUCGGGAGAUGUUCUAGAUGUCGCAUUCCAAUUUUCCGCAAUGAACAUAUCAUGAGGCUUCCAGAUCAAACAAUGACUCAUGUUAAUGCUCACGGAUUUGUUCACAAAAUUACCUUACUGUCAGAAAUACGAAACUAUGAUCGAGCUACACCACCAUCAUAUGAAUUCACAUGGUUUCCAGAGUACGCAUGGAUUAUCAUUCAGUGCUCCAGAUGUCAUGAACACCUUGGAUGGGAAUAUAUCAGCAUGACUCGUGAACCACGACGCUUUUUCGGAAUUCAACGAGAAGGAAUUACGUUUCAAAACGAAUUACAAGAAGGCGAUACAGAGGAAAAUUGGGAUCAUGUUCCAGAGUUUGACAACGAUGAUCAAGAAGAAGAAGAUGAUGCGAUGAAUUUUAUACGGUUAAUUCUGCGUCGAUGAAUACUGUAUCCUAUUUAGUUACUUUGCUAGAUAUACAUCACUGGUCUCAAAAUAAUUUUCAAGAAUGAUUUUUCGUUGCCAAUUGGCCUUAAGAAGUAAUAAACUUUUUGUAUGA